AUGCACUAUGGUGAUAUUUCGAUCCGCCGUGCCGUCCCAUUGGCUAUGGGGCUAUUGUCAGUUUCAGCACCCAAGACAAUCAUUCUAGAGACGCUUUCCAAAUAUUCUCACGACCAUGACACGGCCGUGGCCAUGAGCGCCAUCUUUGGCCUCGGUCUGAUUGGAGCGGGAACAAAUAAUUCUCGUCUGGCCAUUAUGCUCAGGUCACUGGCCUCGUAUUAUUCUCGGGAUGGCCAUCUGUUAUUUGGGGUGCGUUUCGCACAAGGGCUUUUGCAUUCCGGAAAAGGAAUCCUUCAUGCUUCGCCGCUUCACGCUCACAAAUCGCUCAUUUGUAAGCCGUCGUUGAUGGCUCUGAUUUCGAUUUGCUCCAUCUUUCUCUCCCUUGGACCGGAAUUUCUGAUUGAUAAAAAUCCGGGUCUUUUUUUCCUGCUUGUGCCAGCUCUUUACCCUCGAUUCUUGAUGACUCUUGACGCAAAAACAUUGGAACCGCUGAAUGUUUCCGUCCGCGUCGGUCAAGCAGUUGAUGUUGUAGGACAGGCCGGACGUCCAAAGACCAUCACCGGUUUUCAGACGCAUGCUACCCCUGUGAUCUUAUCUUAUUCUGAGAGGGCAGAGCKUGCUAAUGAGGCAUACUCUGCUCUCAGCCCUGUACUUGAGGGCGUGGUUCUCCUUGAGCCUGUAUCCAAAUAA
Messenger RNA from Mitosporidium daphniae, 690 nucleotides. Its product is annotated as 26S proteasome regulatory subunit Rpn1-like protein. Gene Ontology annotation, cellular component: proteasome regulatory particle, base subcomplex; nucleus; proteasome storage granule. The record is from RefSeq and is a predicted model, not a curated record. The transcript has a single exon. Gene Ontology annotation, biological process: proteasome-mediated ubiquitin-dependent protein catabolic process. Bases 1 to 690 code for a protein of 229 amino acids. NCBI's taxonomy places the organism in Eukaryota, Fungi, Microsporidia.